Guillardia theta CCMP2712 is the source of this 702-nucleotide messenger RNA. RefSeq lists its product as hypothetical. Bases 1 to 702 code for a protein of 233 amino acids. The transcript is spliced from 6 exons. NCBI's taxonomy places the organism in Eukaryota, Cryptophyceae, Pyrenomonadales, Geminigeraceae. The record is from RefSeq and is a predicted model, not a curated record.
AUGCGUGCUCGAAGCGCUGGCUCGAAGCAAGGCAAUGCUAGGCUGGUUGUUUUGCAUCCUCGAGAAGGACAGGUCCUGUGCCAUGCGAGUGAGCUGGAGUUGGUCGCAAGCUAUGAAGGCUCGGACGUGCUGAAGCAGGGUCUAAUGGCUUCCUUGGCUGCUGAUGACCAGAUAGUCACUCAAGCAUUCUCCGGCGUGUUGAGCUACAAGAUCCCGGAGUUUCCGUAUGGAUCAGAGCUGACGUUGCGUCUCGACCUGCAUGACGGCGUCAACGUGGUGGCCCGGCAGGAAGUCGCUGUUCACUUUAGGUUGCAGAGCGAGAACGUGACAGCUGUUCAAGAGUGCAGGAGGAGGAGGAAGAAGACUGCUCUUCCUGCUACCAAGACUUCAGUGUUCUUGGUUCCUGUUGGUGUAGACUACGGUCGCUGGGAGGAUCUGGAGGAGAAGGAGUUGCCAAUCUGCUUCAAGGUUUCCAACCUGUUGCAAUCAGCAUUUUCGCACGAAGAAGUUGAGACGAUUCUGCUUGCUGUUAACGGGACCCACCCAACCAUCUCUCAUGAAGAAUGGAUUUCGUAUUACGAUCUCACGGUUGUUUCGACUACAAACUCGUCGGCGCACCUGGGGAAGAAGUUCGGCCCUGUCACUCAGCUGCGUCUCGCAUUCUUUGCGUCCCGUCAGGCUUCCAUGGACGUCAAGUCAUAG